Podospora pseudocomata is the source of this 420-nucleotide messenger RNA. RefSeq lists its product as uncharacterized. The transcript has a single exon. Lineage: Eukaryota; Fungi; Ascomycota; Sordariomycetes; Sordariales; Podosporaceae. The coding region runs from base 1 to 420 and encodes 139 amino acids. The record is from RefSeq and is a predicted model, not a curated record.
AUGCAUGCGUUUGACGAAACGUUCAUGUUGUUACGCCAGCAGCGGGUUGUCAUUUGCAGGUCGUGCCACCACGCCGUAUUGCCCGGUUCGGUUCGGACAGACGUUAACACACAACACCGUUGUUUGCCAAACCCGGAGCGGCGGCAAAUCGUCGAACGGGCGUUGGAGUUGGAGAAAGAAAGCGUUUUAUCAUCAGAUAUCAACAGCAUCCGGUUUCCUGGCCGAGAAGAUGCCGCUGUUCCGGAUUUGCCAGUUUGGACGGACGGCCGGCAAGAUGUGUUUAUUGACCGGCUCCGACGGCGGCCCGUGCGGGUAUAUUCGGCGAGACCGGCGCGUUACAGCGGUUAUUUGAAGUCGCGCCGGCACGUACGGGUGAGCCCGCCGGCGCAGACGGGGGGCAGGUGGCGAUUCGAACGAUAA